This is a messenger RNA of Humulus lupulus (European hop), 864 nucleotides long. RefSeq lists its product as uncharacterized. The coding region runs from base 195 to 545 and encodes 116 amino acids. NCBI's taxonomy places the organism in Eukaryota, Viridiplantae, Streptophyta, Magnoliopsida, Rosales, Cannabaceae. The record is from RefSeq and is a predicted model, not a curated record. The transcript has 5 exons.
AAAAUUUAGACAGGUGGUCGAAAAAUUUAGACAGUUAGUUGAAAAUUUUAGACAGCUCGUCGAAAAAUUUAGACAACUGGUCGAAUUUUAGAUUGAGAUCAUUUUACAAAAAAUUAUCAAAAGUAGGUCAGGAUGCAAAGCCACUUAAAAUAAGAGGCUAUUUUCACCAAUUUCUCAUAUUAGAAAGAUGAAAAAUGGCAGUUUCAUUUAGGUGGAUAAUGCAGCUUCAUAAGGACGUGCCCAAAGCAGCUCGAUUCUACUCGGAGGGACUGGACUUCACCGUUAACGUCUGCACUCUCCGUUGGGCUGAGCUUCAGUCUGGUCCACUUAAACUCGCUCUCAUGCAAUCCCCAAUUGAUCGUGCAAUACAGAAGGAGUACUCUUCAUCAUUAUCUUUCACAGUAACAGACAUCAACAGUACAGUAACAAAAUUAAUGGCAUUAGGAGCUGAACUAGAUGGUCCAAUCAAAUAUGAGAUCCAUGGAAAGGUUGCAGCAAUGAGAUGUGUUGAUGGGCACAUGUUGGGCCUUUAUGAACGUGCAUAGGAGCUCCAGAAACAUGUCUUCUUGAAUACAAUCUUUAAAGCUGUGCAUAAAGUGUAGAGCGUUGGACCUGAAGAGAAGGCAAGCAAGGUUAUCAAGACAUUUAUAGGAAAUCAAAGAAUUUUUUAUGUUCUAGUAGUACCUGUCAUGUAGAUGGGGUAUUUUGGAUCUUCUGAAUCUCCAAGAACUGCUAGGAUUUCUUCUGUUGUAUUUUUUGGUAGCACAGCUGCUUUUCUUUGCCUGCUUAUUGAGUUCUCAUCUUGCAACUUCAUGGAAUAAUGAUUUCAAUUUGUUAUUAAUUGAAAAAGAUUCACUACACUCA